AGGGCAGGAUGCAGUCUUCAAACCACCGGCUACGAGAUAUGGAGCAGCACCACGCACUGCUGUCGGCUGGUGCAGACGUGGAGACGGGGAGCCUGGGAGCUGGAGUGAUGGUUGGGGGACCCCACUCGGGCCACACAGCUGGAAACCGUACACUGUGGUUCAUUCAGGACAGCUGUGGGAUGGUGUGUGCGACCAUGACCUGGUUCCUGGUUCUGUACGCUGAGUUUGUAGUGAACUUCGUCAUGCUUCUGCCCGCCAAGAACUUCUGGUACUCACUGCUGAACGGGGCCACCUUCAACUCCCUGGCUGUGCUUGCACUGGCCUCGCACAUGCGCACCAUGCUGACUGACCCGGGUGCAGUUCCCAAGGGCAAUGCGACCAAGGAGUACAUGGAGAGCCUGCAGCUUAAGCCUGGUGAAGUUAUCUACAAGUGUCCAAAGUGUUGUAGCAUCAAGCCUGAGAGAGCACACCACUGCAGUAUUUGUAAACGGUGCAUCCGGAAGAUGGACCAUCACUGUCCCUGGGUCAAUAACUGCGUGGGUGAAAAGAAUCAGAGAUACUUUGUGCUUUUUACUAUGUAUAUUGCACUGAUUUCUGCCCAUGCUCUUGGCCUCAGCGGGAUGCAUUUCUUCACAUGUAUUAAGGUCCAGUGGAACGAGUGCAGUGACUUCUCUCCAGGGGUGUCCGUGUUGCUCCUGAUCUUCCUCUGUCUCGAAGCCAUCCUCUUUCUCACUUUUACAGCUGUAAUGUUUGGCACGCAGAUUCACUCCAUCUGCAAUGAUGAGACGGAGAUUGAACGUCUAAAAAACGAGAAGCCGACGUGGGAGCGUCACAUGAGAUGGGACGGGAUGAAAUCUGUGUUUGGGGGUCCACCGUCUCUUCUGUGGUGUAAUCCCUUCACGGGAUUGCGUCUGCGGCGCUUGUUGCUGUUGAGCUACGGUCGCCGUGGUGGCUCUGAGUUUUCUGUCUGA
Messenger RNA from Nematolebias whitei (Rio pearlfish), 971 nucleotides. RefSeq names its product zinc finger DHHC-type palmitoyltransferase 7 (gene zdhhc7). Gene Ontology annotation, cellular component: endoplasmic reticulum; Golgi apparatus. NCBI's taxonomy places the organism in Eukaryota, Metazoa, Chordata, Actinopteri, Cyprinodontiformes, Rivulidae. Gene Ontology annotation, biological process: protein targeting to membrane; peptidyl-L-cysteine S-palmitoylation. The record is from RefSeq and is a predicted model, not a curated record. Gene Ontology annotation, molecular function: protein-cysteine S-palmitoyltransferase activity. The coding region runs from base 9 to 971 and encodes 320 amino acids. The transcript is spliced from 6 exons.